AUGUCUAUCAUUUCGGAUAUAAUCAACGGGACUCUCAGUACGGAUCACUACAUGUCCACCUGGUGGCCAUGCAGCACCUCCUGCAACCAGUCCACCGUGGCCAGUAGGUGGCUUAAUCGUAUUCCACAUUCUCCUCUUUAUAAAGGCGCCUCCAUCUCCUUUCUUUUGUCACCGUUGCUCCCUGUCUUUGUCUCCCCCCUUUUCUUUGUGGCGCUCAACGCGUAUAUGAACCCGCCAUCGACAAUAAAGACCGCCAAAUUAAUAGCAAUCCCCCGCACACGACUUCAACGACGCUUUCCCAUUUCUCUUCCCUUCAAGUUUCCUUGGAAGAUGAACUCCCCACAUUUUCUCCAGCGUGUCAUGUCUUUAGGAGACGCCUCAAGAAUUCUCUACGACCAGGAGGACGAUGCCGAUUCGUCCACCGACGUUGACUCUUCGGACGAAGUCACGCUCAUAUCCCACGAGCCACUUCCACUCCUCCCAAAGCUAAACAAGUUUGAGGACCACCCACAGUUCUUGAAACCGCUGUACCCUACUCCAACCCGUCAACGCUCUUUUCCAGUAAAAAUUCAAACCCAUCAGGUUCAUCCACACCUCUCCCAACCUAACCUCCUCACUAACCCCUCGGUCAAGUCAAUCUACGCACGAAAAAUCCAACCCACCGCUCCCUCAAACCCGAACCCAACGCCCUCCACGUACACAGCUCCCCAAAACAGCCACCCCUCCGGCUCUCCCUGGCUUCCCUCCGCCUACCCGCGCAGUCCCGCCGAACCGCACUACCACAUCCUCCCUGACGACCUCUCAUCCCAAAACACGGCACUCUCCCCGCCUCCUUGGCAUCAGGGAGGGAAGGUGUCUUACGAACGUCUGGAUCAUACAUUUUGUCCGAUCCAUCACGCAGCUCAACCUUGUUGGUCAUGCGAUAGGGCUCGCAACGGCUAUGCCAAUGAGGAGUUGAGAUUUCCAUUUUGA
Laccaria bicolor S238N-H82 is the source of this 972-nucleotide messenger RNA. RefSeq lists its product as uncharacterized. The record is from RefSeq and is a predicted model, not a curated record. The transcript is spliced from 2 exons. NCBI's taxonomy places the organism in Eukaryota, Fungi, Basidiomycota, Agaricomycetes, Agaricales, Hydnangiaceae. Bases 1 to 972 code for a protein of 323 amino acids.